AUGAGCAUGUUCCUACUCACAAGUGCGCUCGGGAGCGCGAUCGGGAUCGCGCUGUCGCCGACCGCAGAGGACCCGAAGCUGGUGUGGAUGUACACGGGGCUGUCGGUGGCGACGGCGGUCGCGGGCGCGCUGUUCUGGGUGUGCUUUCGGGGGCUGAAUGGUAGGGAGGAGGGGCUGAAUGCGUUGGAGGGGGUGGGGGAGAAGGAGGAGAGGUUGGAGGAGGAGUGA
Morchella importuna is the source of this 228-nucleotide messenger RNA. RefSeq lists its product as uncharacterized. Lineage: Eukaryota; Fungi; Ascomycota; Pezizomycetes; Pezizales; Morchellaceae. The transcript has a single exon. Bases 1 to 228 code for a protein of 75 amino acids. The record is from RefSeq and is a predicted model, not a curated record.